CCUGCGGUUACCCGCUAAGACAAGAUUGGAGAAAAGAAAACCCGUCACAUUGCCAUUCCCAAAGAUAUCAUAUGCAUGAAGUACAUUUUACUUAGCAUUGCAUUUUGAAAGAUAGAAAGAUGUGUACGGGUACCAGACCUCUCUCACUUCAAUCUCUCCCGCCAGUAUCUCCUACUACACCACCACGAAGUCAAACAACCCUCAAACCUACACUACCGGCGCACAAUAGCACCGCAGGCACACCACUAUAUAUAGCUUGCGCCACCAAUGGAAGCAGAAGCAGAAGCAGAAGCCCAGACGAUUACCAGUCCACUCUCCAAGCUCUCAACUCCAAAGGCCGCGUCCCAAGAAAAUCCCUCGGCCAGCAUUAUAUGUUGAAUUCUGACAUCAAUGAGCAGCUCGCGAGUGCCGCCCGUGUUGAAGAAGGCCACGUGGUGCUAGAAAUUGGGCCUGGAACUGGCUCCUUGACUAAUGUUCUUUUGAAUGCCGGUGCUUUUGUGCUAGCCAUUGAAAAGGAUCCAUACAUGGCUUCUCUUGUGAGUGAAAGAUUUGCAAGUACAGAAAGGUUCAAGGUUUUGAAAGAAGACUUUGUCAAAUGUCACAUUCACUCGCACGUGAAGUUGUUGCUGGGAAGUAAAAAGUCAUUGGAUCAUCCAAAGUCAAGAUAUGCCAAAGUAGUCUCUAAUAUACCCUUCAAUAUAAGUACAGAAGUAGUGAAGCUAUUACUUCCAAUGGGUGACAUUUUUUCAGAAGUUGUUCUCUUACUCCAGGAGGAGAUGGCAGUGCGCUUGGUGCAAUCAUCUUUGCGAACAUCAGAGUACCGACCUAUCAAUAUCUUUGUCAAUUUCUAUUCAGAUCCUGAAUACAAGUUUAAGGUCCCACGGACAAAUUUUUUCCCUCAGCCCAAUGUUGAUGCCGCUGUUGUCGUAUUUAAGCUCAAACAAGCUGCAGACUAUCCCCAAGUUUCUUCCACUAAGAGCUUCUUCUCAAUGGUCAAUUCAGCAUUCAAUGGGAAACGUAAGAUGUUGCGAAAAUCACUUCAGCACAUAUGCACGCCCAUUGAAAUUGAGGAAGCUUUGGGAAGUGUUGGCCUUCCAGCUACAGUAAGUUGUCAAGACCAGAGGAGCUUACCAUGGAUGAUUUUGUGAAGUUGCAUAACUUGAUUGUGAAAGUAUAGUUCUUUCUGGUUUUCAUGAAAGGGCAAUCAAAGCAAACACCCACAAAAUUGGUGCGCACACACUGUUACACCUCAUUGUUGGAUUGUACCAGAUAUUAUUUAAAUAUUGAAGUCAACAUUCAACAAUGAAAAACAUUUGCCCGACAUUUUCCAUAUGAGUGGCGUCCAUGCUUAAAGCUAAUGGUGAAAUCGCGGAGACAAAUGGGUCGUGGGCGAAUCUCUUUUCACAUAGAUAUUCCAAGGGCUGUAGCCAGCAUACUUAAUGGUGGAAGUAGCAUCUUUCAAGUGCAUACAGUGAAUUUUAUCAUGAAGUAACCCAAAAGUCUUGCAUUAGCAAUUUAGCGGGACGCUUCAAAUUAUAAGCAAUGUUUACUGUAUAUUACAUGUAAUACUCUAUUGUAAAUAAAGGCUAAUAAUAAUUCAAGACAAAA
This is a messenger RNA of Quercus lobata, 1608 nucleotides long. It is a transcript of the gene PFC1, whose product is annotated as Ribosomal RNA adenine dimethylase family protein. Lineage: Eukaryota; Viridiplantae; Streptophyta; Magnoliopsida; Fagales; Fagaceae. The coding region runs from base 120 to 1148 and encodes 342 amino acids. The transcript is spliced from 10 exons. Gene Ontology annotation, biological process: rRNA methylation. Gene Ontology annotation, molecular function: rRNA (adenine-N6,N6-)-dimethyltransferase activity. The record is from RefSeq and is a predicted model, not a curated record.